GCAACGAGUUGCUUUCAUUAAUGACAAACAACUGACGAAUGUCUUUGAGAAGAUUGAUCAGUACGGAUCUGAUCACAGUGAUGAUGAACAUCAGGAUCCACUCGAGAGGCUUUGCAACAGAGACGAGAGAUGCAAAAUUUUUGAAUCGCUUUUGAAGGGAAUUUUUCGCAGUAUAACAUGGAAAAAAAAAAAGGAGUUGUUUUCGAGAAGAAGAUCCCGUCUCCUGAGGAAAGGACAACAUUUUUUAACACGCUACAUGAUUUCUUCAAAUUGAGUUUGGCAGACUGGAAUGUGGCUGCAGCAAUGACUUUGCCAAAUGAAAAAGGACCGACACUGUUCCGCAAUUAUAGCCAAUUAUCAAGAUUUGACGAAGAUGACGAUCAGGAUUUUGCAAAGGCUGCAGCUGAAGAAGAGGCUGCAGUUGAAAAAGAGGCAGUGGUUGAAGAAGAGGCUACACUUGAAGAAGAGGCUGCAGUGGAAGAAGAGGCUGCAACUGAAAAAGAGGCCAAUGGAGAGCAAUUUGAGGCAACAGACAUGCAUAACCCGGGUUGCAAAAAAGUAUCUACAAGAACACAAGUUGCAAAUGAUGAGGAUGAGGACAUUGUUGAAGUUCGGCUGUUUCGGCGACGAAGAUCACUAGAAAAGCAGGUUGCAACUCAUGUCGAAAGCGUUGCAGAUCGUCGGGAGUCACAAUAAGAACGGUCAGCAGAAAACGAGUUUGAACCUGACGCCCAUGAACUUCAAGACAAAAAUGUUGCAGAUGCUGAAGAUGUUCAACAGUCACAGCAAGAAGGAUCAACACAAAAUGAGCGUGAUGCUGAUGUCAAUGAAGACACAAAUAUUGCAGAUGCUCAACCCCCUCAAGGCGAAGCAUCACAAGUGAACAAUGGAGAUAAAGUUAUCGUCGAAGACCUCUGGUCACAAAGUGGCUCACCAUCAGCAGAGAAGAAUGAUAUCCUUCGACACAGACGAACUUCCAAGGGAAGUCAAGCAACGACAUCGCAGCACAAGCAAACUCGACAAGUUCAACGACAUAAUGAACAACUCAAACAGAAGAAGACUGGUCGGGAGGCAAAUAAUAUGCCAUAGUUUAGUAGUGUUGAGGUUGAUAUGGUUGAAAGUCUUCGAGAGAACAGGAAAAGGAAGCAACCAUCAACUUCGACUACAAGUGUCUCACGUUCAAGGCAGUCCCGAAGGAAGUAGAUGUAGAACUCAGACAAUGCAGUAAUCAUCAUUGACAUCUUUUCAAUCUACACGCGACACUGGAAUAUAGGCAGAGCGGGCGAGUGAGCCGGGAUCUUGGCGACACAGACAGUCUGAAUCUGGACAAUGGCCCUAGCAUAAGGGGCGCAACUGUAUUACUUGGGCCCCAUCUGCAUUGGGCCUGGGCGCAGAUACUGGGACCCAGACGCAGGCUCAAGGUAGGCCGCUCACACGCGACACUGGCAUAUAGGCAGAGCGGGCGAGUGAGCCGGGAUCUUGGCCAUUGCGAGCAAGGCCGACACGCUGCUGCAUUGCGAGAGCGGGUGCUGCGCUGCGCUAGGCUGGGAGGCGGCAGGAUGGCGCUAAGCGGUAGGGCGUAGCCUGGGCGCAGGGCGCUGGCAACCAUAGUCGGGCUGCAUGAGAGCGUUGGAGGAGGUGAGGGCGAAGGUGGUUCUUCGGAAGGUGAAGGGCGCUGUGUGGGAUAACAAGGGAGAGUGAGGAAGAAGAGAUAGACGUACCUGGUGGAGAGGAGGUCGGCAUUGGUGUUAACGUCAUCACUCACUGGUCAUCAAGUUGUCUGUAUUGGUGUUAACGUCAUCACUCACUGGUCAUCAAGUUGUCUGUUUGCUUCCAUGCUGUAGUUGUAGGAACAGGCUGUAGAGUAGAUAGGGCACCUGGUGCCAUUCAACAGAGAGAGCUACAUUGGGUUAUGUUGUUGGUGUUGCCCGAUAAGGCAUGAACAUUGACUCACGAUUCUGCUGUAUCGUUCUCAAAUAGAUGGUUAUCUUGGUUCCAUUGUGCUAUCUGCUCUUGCUUUGACUACUUGGACUUCAACUUGAUUUGCAAUUUGGAUUUCAGUGCUUCGUCCACAUUCAUGUUCCUUGCAGUAUCGACGUGUACUUUCUUGUUAUAUUCUUACCUGGUCUGCAAUCUUGCUGACCUUUUUGUCUGUUUCAAUAUAGUUUUUUAACAAUUUUUUGAGGUCUUUUAGAAUUGUUUUUUCCCUUUGUAUCUUUCCUGGCCCUUGCACGGGCAGGCCGCCCGGACGAACAAGGUGAUUGAGGCGGCCCGACUGGUAGCCUAGUUAAGUACUACAAUGGGCCUUGAAUAACACAGAGGGGUUAUGGUAUCUGUAUCGUUUCUUUUUCCUCAUUUUAAACCACCAAUAAGUCUCCCUGACGAAUUUCGAUGACGAAAUCGAAUUUGUCCACCACGGUACUCUUGAGGAGGUCUGUGACCUCUGCGUUCCCCAGCUCCCAGAACU
This is a messenger RNA of Chara braunii, 2467 nucleotides long. The record is from the annotation of a GenBank genome assembly. NCBI's taxonomy places the organism in Eukaryota, Viridiplantae, Streptophyta, Charophyceae, Charales, Characeae.